UUUUGAUGAAAUUCAACGCGAAACAAAGUCGUUUAAUUACGCAAUUAUAAUUUAGCUAACGUUUCUUGAAUCAUUUUUUUUUUGAAAUCGUCAUCUUGAGUUAUUCCCAUGUACCAGAUGUGUUUGGAUAAAGUACAUACAAGAUGGUUUCCAUAAACGAUAUUUGUCUUGCCUACCUAGCCUUAACAUGGGCACCGCUUGUUCUGUUCGAGUGAGAGAUUCGUCAAUUCGUUUAAGAACAGACAAUUCACCAAUAAAACCCGACGUCAGAAGCAAAAGCAAGAACGUUAUAAGAUCAAAUAUCGACACUACGUUAUUGAAUUCCUUCAGCAUAUCGCAAGAAGAAGCGGAUUAUCUUUUGCAAGAAGCAUGUGAGGGAACUUUCGUUUUCUCCCACAACAUGGAAUCCGAAAUGUUUUUAUCAAUGAGCACAGGCAAGUACGUUUGUCACCAUCCGAUUUUGAAAAAAUUGCAAUUCGUAAAGAUCGGUGAAAGAGUUUUUGAUAACGUUGAGAACGCUAUUUCUUUCUAUCGUACCAUUCCCCUUGGAGAUGCAAUCCUUACUGAACAGAAAUGUUUUGAGGUAUGAGAAGUUGACCUAUGGAGCUUCAUUUAACGUACACACAUAAAAGUCCCACAAGAACAUUGAGCCCCGAUGGAAUCAUUAAGAAAUCAAAGGACGUCAAAAACGUGGUGACUACAGGUGUUAAUAAUGGAUCGCUGAGUAUAUAUAAUGAUAGAACAUUAAGCAACGUACCAAACGACACAGUUGAAGAUAAUAACAACGAAGAUUAUACCAAAAAGAAGGUCAUUCCACGAAGAAUGUCUGUUUGUCGAAUUACUGCAUACGAUUCACUUUCAUCCUCAUCCUGUAACAUGUUCAAAGAGCACAAAUUUUCAUCUAUUUCCCCCGAAUAGCUGCAACUAAAUGACAUUGCGUCUUCAGUCUGUGAUCACAUCAAUUCUUAUAAAUCUUUUACCUGGCUUGCUGAGAAGAAGCCUUUUGGUUCGAUUAUUGAUCAUCGCAGUUAUUUUACAAGUUUAUCAAAAAGAAAAGUAGUUUGUAAAACUUGGGAAAGAGCACUGUGCUAAUUUAGUAUAUUAUUUAUAAUCAAUGUAAAUUAUGAAUAACUUGAGGGUUUGUCAAAAAAGAGUGUUGGUUUAAGUAUCAAUUUAAAGUAGCAUACUUAUUGAACAAUUUCAAAUGAUUAUAAUAUAAAACUAUUAGCUGACAAACUUGGUGAAAUUGAGUAAAUAACAUUUACAUUGAAA
Xenia sp. Carnegie-2017 is the source of this 1272-nucleotide messenger RNA. RefSeq lists its product as uncharacterized. The record is from RefSeq and is a predicted model, not a curated record. The transcript has 5 exons. NCBI's taxonomy places the organism in Eukaryota, Metazoa, Cnidaria, Anthozoa, Malacalcyonacea, Xeniidae. Bases 188 to 589 code for a protein of 133 amino acids.